AAACCCAAGCCAGAGGCCUCUCCGAGAGGCUCAUGGACCUGUUUGUCAGCAUCUCGCAGCUCAUUCACAAGGGUCGCAUCGAUGCUCCCACCGUCGUCUCCCGCAAGGCGUGGGGGGCCGGGCCGCUCACCUGCGGGGCCCCGCUGACCCCGCCAGUGACCUACGUCAUCACGGACCAGCUCCCGGGGCUGGAGUGCCAGGAGCAGGGCGUUUGCAGCGAGGCGCUGCGGGGCCUGCAGUCCAGUUCUGUCUACACCAGAGGCUGGUGCGACGUGGCCUACAACUUCCUGGUCGGGGACGAUGGCAGGGUAUACGAAGGUGUUGGCUGGGACAUCCAAGGCUUGCACACCCCGGGCUACAACAACAUCUCCCUGGGCAUUGCCUUCUUUGGCAAUAAGAUAGGCAGCAGUCCCAGCCCUGCUGCCUUAUCAGCUGCAGAGGGUCUGAUCUCCUAUGCCAUCCAGAAGGGUCACCUGUCACCCAGGUAUCUUCAGCCACUUCUCCUGAAAGAAAAGAUCUGCUUGGACCCUCAACAUGCAGUGACACCCAGGAAAGUUUGCCCCAGCAUCAUUCCACGAUCUGCCUGGAAAGCCAGAGAGACCCACUGCCCUGCAAUGAAGCUCCCAGCCAAAUACGUCAUCAUCAUCCACACCGCUGAUGCAAGCUGCAAUGUAUCCACAGACUGCCAGACAAUCGUCCGGAAUAUACAGUCCUUUCACAUGGACACAUGGGACUUUUGUGACAUCGGAUAUCACUUCCUGGUGGGCGAGGAUGGUGGUGUGUAUGAAGGUGUUGGCUGGCACAUCCAAGGCUCUCACACCUACGGCUACAACGACAUUGCCCUGGGGAUUGCCUUCAUGGGCUACUUCGUAGAAAAGCCUCCAAAUGCUGCAGCGCUGGAGGCAGCCCAGGACCUGAUCCAGUGUGCCGUGGUCAACGGGUACCUGACUCCCAACUACCUGCUGGUGGGCCACAGUGACGUGACCAACAUCCUGUCCCCUGGGCAGGCUCUGUACAACAUCAUCAAAACCUGGCCUCAUUUCAAACAGUGAGGGAGGCCCCGGCUCCUUCCUAGACUGCUCUUCCUCCCAGCCAGGUCUCCUGUCCUCACCAUACAGCCUGGCUCCACACCUU
Messenger RNA from Microcebus murinus (gray mouse lemur), 1134 nucleotides. It is a transcript of the gene PGLYRP3, whose product is annotated as peptidoglycan recognition protein 3. Lineage: Eukaryota; Metazoa; Chordata; Mammalia; Primates; Cheirogaleidae. The record is from RefSeq and is a predicted model, not a curated record. Gene Ontology annotation, molecular function: zinc ion binding; N-acetylmuramoyl-L-alanine amidase activity. Gene Ontology annotation, biological process: peptidoglycan catabolic process.